Messenger RNA from Triplophysa dalaica, 923 nucleotides. It is a transcript of the gene ppp1r14d, whose product is annotated as protein phosphatase 1 regulatory inhibitor subunit 14D. The record is from RefSeq and is a predicted model, not a curated record. Gene Ontology annotation, molecular function: protein serine/threonine phosphatase inhibitor activity. Bases 283 to 639 code for a protein of 118 amino acids. Lineage: Eukaryota; Metazoa; Chordata; Actinopteri; Cypriniformes; Nemacheilidae. Gene Ontology annotation, biological process: regulation of phosphorylation. Gene Ontology annotation, cellular component: cytoplasm. The transcript has 4 exons.
CGAGUCUUUCGUUACACCUCUCUGAAGACAGCAGAGAGGGAGUGCAGAGAGAGAAAGAGAGAGAGUGUUAGUAGAGCGCACAGAGAAGACGGCAGCUGAAGACACAGUUGGACUGAAGGAAGAACACAAGAAUGAGUCAGAAACACACAGCAGCAUAAAGAGAAAAGUGGGCUACCAGAGAAGGACAGACAUCAACAGAGACGCUGACUGAAGGACUUCAGUGUUCAUCUUCCUGAACCAGACAGACAGAGAGACGGACGGCCGUGCGAGCUUGUGCCAGCCAUGGCGUCGGAACCGGGCACUCAGUCCAGAGUGAUGUUUCAGACCAAAGAGGUGGAGCCUGCCCAACGGAAACUGGGCAAACUAACGGUCAAAUACAACCGCAAAGAUCUCCAGAGGAGACUGGACAUCGAGGAAUGGAUAGACGGCCAACUGCACCUGCUGUACGACUGUGAGGAGGACGACAUUCCCGAGCUGGAGAUCGACAUCGAUGAACUUCUGGAGCUCACAGAUGAGGAGCAGAGAUCUAGACUGCAAGAGCUUUUGCAAGAAUGUGGAAAGCCAAAGGAGGACUUUAUCAAUGGACUGCUUUAUCGGAUGAAGGGACUGCGCAAGAUGUCCGGAUCUAUGAAGAAAUAGGAUUCAGUCAAUGUCUGGAAUUUUGAAGAUAAUGUGAAUUAGUCUGCUCAGCCCUCUCCCUUAGACUCCACCCACCCUGGUCCCGCCUCUAGAUCCGCCUCUGAAUGUCCCUGUGUGUAAUGUCUGUGGGGGUCUCAGCGCACACGUGAUGAAAGCGUAAGAGUGAACAGUUUGUAUAGUUCUCCCGGCAGACACAGGGUCACGUCACACAUCAAACAUUUUUUUUGUGAUAUGUACAUUCGUUUGUCUAUUUAUAUGUUUUUGUUCUGACAAGUGUUAUAACA